Molecule: messenger RNA, 873 nt
Organism: Bufo bufo (common toad)
Lineage: Eukaryota; Metazoa; Chordata; Amphibia; Anura; Bufonidae
Product: olfactory receptor 1019-like
Exons: 1
Coding region: 115-873 (252 amino acids)
Biological process (GO): G protein-coupled receptor signaling pathway
Cellular component (GO): membrane
Molecular function (GO): olfactory receptor activity; G protein-coupled receptor activity
Source: RefSeq, a predicted model, not a curated record
CCAGAACUCCGAUAUCCAGUUCUUACAAUAUUUUCGUGUGUCUAUUUUAUUAUUAUUAUUGGGAAUGUUACAAUUUUUGUUGUUAUUUGCUGGAAUCCUCGUAUUCACACUCCAAUGUACAUAUUCUUGAUGAACCUUUCCAUGAUCGACAUUGCUUAUACCUCAAAUAUUUUACCUAAUUUGCUAAACAUGCUCAUUACUAAGAAUAAUGAAAUCUCAUUUUGGAGUUGCAUGUGUCAGGUGUAUUUCUUUAUAGCAUUUGCUUGCACUGAAAUCCUCUUACUUGCUGUCAUGGCAUAUGACCGCUAUGCAGCUAUUUGUCACCCAUUGCAUUAUGUUAUUCUUAUGAACAUGAGGAUGUCUGCAGGCCUUGCAGUUUCUGCAUGGGCUAUUGGGUUAAUAGACGCAAGUGGACAUGUUGUAGUUAUAUCCCAUUUUUCUUUUUGUGCAUCUCACCUUAUUGACCACUUCUUCUGUGAUCUAAUUCCUCUACUAAAAAUUACCUGCAGUGACACGUCCACAGUGGAAAUGAUUAAUUAUAUAGAAGGCACGUUAUUAGUUGCAACUGCAUUUAUGGUUACAUUAGUGUCAUACGUAUUUAUUAUAUCUAGCAUCAUAAAGAUAAAAUCUGCAUCAGGAAGAGGUAAAGCCUUUUCCACAUGCUCUUCUCACUUGACAUGCGUUUGUAUGUUUUAUGGGACACUAAUCUGUGUAUAUGUGAGACCCACCACAAGCUACUCUCCAAAACAGGACAAAUUUGUAUCUCUUCUGUAUGGUAUAUUGGUCCCUCUACUGAAUCCUCUUAUCUACAGUCUAAAAAAUCAGGAAAUAAAAGAUUCCAUCGUAAAACUUAGGAACAAGUUUAAGAUCUGA